UUUGCUUAUCUUCGUGGAUAUUUUUCCUACAUUGUGCUACUGUUAUCUCAGCGGAUAUUUAUAUUGUCAUCAGUUUUUUAGUCUUAAGUCGUUACACGAACAAUAAUGUAGGACGAAAUUAUCCCACAUAUUGUUCAAUCCUGUUGAAAUUGUGACUGUGAAAUGUUUUUUCAAGUUGUUUGUUUGUGUAGAAGAAGAAUGAUGAAGUUAAACAUGAAUGUUAAUGAAAGAAAGCUGGAGAACGUUGAAUAUCAUUAUAUAUCAGCAGUGCUGUUAAAGUUAUCUGUCAGUCAUCCUGUGAACAGAAGGACAAAGAGGAGACGUUCAAUCAUGUCAACGGAAGAAGAUAUGGAAGCAAUCGAAAUUCCGGACAGGUCUAUUGACGAAGGUCUUCCUAUUAAUGAAAUUUCAGAAAAUCCUUUAACUGAUGUUGAGAAAACAAAUAAAGGUCUUGAAUUGUGUGACUUGAUCUUAACAAUUCUGUCGUACAUUCUUGUCAUCAUCACCUUUCCAUUUUCUCUUUUCUUUUGCAUUCGAAUAGUUCAAGAAUAUGAACGUGUCGUUAUUUUUCGUCUUGGACAACUUCUUCCUGGUGGGGCUAAAGGUCCAGGGCUAUUUUUCAUCUUGCCUUGCAUUGAUUCUUAUCAAAAUGUUGAUCUUCGUGUUGUGUCUUUUGAUGUACCCCCACAGGAAAUUUUAUCAAAAGAUAGUGUAACAGUUUCUGUGGAUGCAGUUGUUUACUACAAAAUUUAUAAUGCCACAAUGGCCAUUAUAAAUGUGGAGAAUGCUAGUAGAUCUACUCGUCUAUUGGCUCAAACAACACUUCGUAAUGUCCUUGGUACAAGAAGCUUAAGUGAGAUUCUCUCAGAACGAGAAACCAUCAGUCACAGCAUUCAGACAACACUUGAUGAAGCAACAGAUGGUUGGGGUGUCAAAGUUGAACGUGUGGAAGUUAAAGAUGCUCGUCUACCACAGCAACUCCAGAGAGCAAUGGCAGCCGAAGCUGAGGCAGCGAGAGAAGCAAGAGCAAAGGUAAUUGCCGCUGAAGGUGAAAUGAAUGCAUCACGGGCUCUAAAAGAAGCCGCUGAAGUGAUCUCUGAAUCACCGCAGGCUCUACAACUACGUUAUUUACAGACCCUCACUGCGAUUUCGGCUGAGAAAAAUUCAACAAUUAUAUUUCCGUUGCCGAUAGAGCUGAUUAGUAGUUUAGUAAAAAAUAAGUAGAUUAUAACAAAUCUUCGUUUGAACUGUUUAAAAGGCAAGUUUGGUUUUCGUCGAAGAUUGCAGCUCAAAAUAUUGUGUGCUUUUACGCGAUUUUCUUGACAGCGCCGUCGUGAAGGUAGGGAGUUGACUUAGGAGUGGUUGAAAUUCAAAUCUCUUGAAAUGAAUGUGAUUAUUUGGA
Xenia sp. Carnegie-2017 is the source of this 1402-nucleotide messenger RNA. Its product is annotated as mechanosensory protein 2-like. Gene Ontology annotation, cellular component: plasma membrane. The transcript has 9 exons. Bases 163 to 1224 code for a protein of 353 amino acids. The record is from RefSeq and is a predicted model, not a curated record. Lineage: Eukaryota; Metazoa; Cnidaria; Anthozoa; Malacalcyonacea; Xeniidae.